Messenger RNA from Pieris macdunnoughi, 957 nucleotides. The record is from the annotation of a GenBank genome assembly. Lineage: Eukaryota; Metazoa; Arthropoda; Insecta; Lepidoptera; Pieridae.
AUGGCACUAAAAGUUGAACCAAAGAGUAACCUGGAUUUUAUCCUAAGAAAUUUACUGGCUGGAGGUGUGGCUGGUAUGUGUGCCAAGACCACUGUGGCCCCAUUAGACAGAAUAAAAAUCCUAUUACAAGCCCAGUCGUUACAAUACAAACAUCAUGGUGUAUUUGGAGGUCUUAUGGCAAUAGUGAAACACGAAUCCUUUAUCGCUCUUUAUAAGGGAAAUGGAGCUCAAAUGGUCAGGAUAUUCCCAUAUGCAGCAUCACAGUUUACGAGUUUUGAGAUUUAUAAAAAGUAUUUAAGCGGUCUAAGCAUACCCAUGAUUCAACAUGGGGACAAAUUUAUUGCGGGAGCUGGAGCAGGUCUCACUUCAGUGACGCUCACAUAUCCUCUUGAUACUAUCCGAGCUCGGCUGGCCUUCCAAAUCACAGGCGAACACAGAUAUACAGGAAUUGCUCAUGCUGCAUCUUCUAUGUUUAAAUCGGAGGGCGGUAUACGUGCAUUGUACCGUGGUUUCGUUCCAACAAUGGUAGGAAUGGUGCCGUACGCAGGUUUCAGUUUUUAUUGCUUCGAGUCUCUGAAAUAUCUAUGUAUGAAGUAUUUCCCGACAUCCUUGUGUAGAAAAUGCGAUAGGAAUACUGGCGGCCUAGUCCUGUCGGUACCAGGAAAAUUAGUGUGCGGUGGACUAGCAGGGGCAGUUGCACAAUCUGUGUCCUAUCCACUAGACGUCACCAGACGGCGGAUGCAAUUGGCGGCUAUGGACCCAGCUACGAAACAUUUCGGCAUUGGUAUGUUUUCAACACUCGCGCAUAUUUACCGCGAAAACGGCGUGAUAAAAGGAUUAUAUCGUGGUAUGAGUGUGAAUUACAUCAGGGCUAUUCCGAUGGUAGCUACCUCCUUCUCCACGUACGAGCUGAUGAAGCAGCUCCUCAACCUGGAUACUGGCAUGAAGGUAUCAUAA